AUGGCAGUGCGCGCGGGCGACGGGCUCCUGGCCGGCACCGCGCUGGUGCGCAUGGAGGCCGCGCUGCAGCGGCGCGCCGGCAGCCCCGCGGUGCGGCUCGCCGACUUCUUCGACGCGGCUGCGGGGUCCGGCGUGGGGGGCGUUCUGGCCGCCCUGAUGUUCGCGCGCGGGCCGCGCGGGCGGCGCAUGUGCAGCGCUGACGGCGCUGGAGUUCCUCCUCCGCAACACGGCGCCCCGUGCUGGUCCCCUGCUACGACCUAG
This is a messenger RNA of Miscanthus lutarioriparius, 261 nucleotides long. Lineage: Eukaryota; Viridiplantae; Streptophyta; Magnoliopsida; Poales; Poaceae. The record is from the annotation of a GenBank genome assembly.